Messenger RNA from Fusarium redolens, 627 nucleotides. RefSeq names its product cwf18 pre-mRNA splicing factor-domain-containing protein. Bases 1 to 627 code for a protein of 208 amino acids. NCBI's taxonomy places the organism in Eukaryota, Fungi, Ascomycota, Sordariomycetes, Hypocreales, Nectriaceae. The transcript has a single exon. The record is from RefSeq and is a predicted model, not a curated record. Gene Ontology annotation, cellular component: post-mRNA release spliceosomal complex; U2-type spliceosomal complex.
AUGUCUUCAUCACACGCCAUCCUCAGCGCUGCCUCAGACGACCGAAAAGCUAGGCUCGCCAAGCUCAAGAACCUCAAACGCAAGCAACCUGGCGACGAAAUUGUUGCACCAGAAUCAGAAAGAGCCCAGUCUCCUCCCACAGAGCCAGAUGUCUCACGACUCCAUGUCUCUGGCCGCAACUACGACCCUGAAACCAGAGGUCCGAAGCUUGGUUUCGAGCAAGACCCAACCCUCAAUAUUGACAAGCCAACACUUGAAGAACAAGCUGCCGAAGUGGAAGCAGAGGUCAAGCAAAAGGCUGCAGAAGAAGCCCAAGACGAUAAAGGCGUCGAUUUAUUCAAACUACAACCGAAGAAGCCGAACUGGGAUUUGAAAAGGGAACUUGAUAGGAAAAUGGAGGUUCUCAACGUUCGAACCGAUAACGCCAUUGCGCGCUUGGUCCGCGAUCGUAUCACGGGCGCACAAAAGGCCGCCGCAAAGAGAGAUGCGGUUGAGGACGCUCAAGGCACUGGAGAAGCAACUGGCAUGGAUGGCCUGGCAUUGGUAGAAGGCCUGAGGGUCAGGGAAAAGGAGGAGGAGGAGGAAGAGCGUCGCGAACGGGAAGAAGAUGCUGCGCUAGGUGUAUAA